AUCAGAUUUAUGAAAUCAAAAUAUAUCAUGUGCAACUCACGUCACUUUUAACUUCGUUUCCGAUGAACAAAAGGAUUCAAAGAUCUAUUGGAUAAUGAUAAUUUAUUGAGGGAUUAAACUGGUACUAUAAUGCACACUCUUUCGAUUUGAUUUUGAUAAAGGAAGAGAGAGCGAUAGACAGACAGAGGAAGCCGAGAGACGAGGCAAUUUUCUCGAAUUGAAAAGUAAAAAACACGAUGGGUGGUGGUGAAUUGAGAUACGAGAUUUCACAAAAUGCCUACAUAAAACUAGUACUCCACUCUCUCAAGCACAAAACUUCCGCCGUCAACGGGGUUUUCGUUGGCAGUUCCUGUGACAAUGUUGUCCAGAUCAUCGACUCUGUUCCUCUGUUCCACAACCACCUAGGUCUCCUGCCUCCUCUCGAGAUCUCUCUCAUCAUGAUAGAGGAGUAUUAUAGAGCUCGAGAUUUGGGUAUAGUGGGUUACUUUCACGCAAAUGAGAGGUCUGAUGAUGUGGAGCUUGGUAAUGUUGCAAAGAAUAUUGGCGAUCACAUCUAUCGCUACUUUCCCCAAGCUGCCAUUCUUUUGUUAGAUAACAAAAAGCUUGAAGCUUUGCCAAAGGGGAAAGAUGGGCUCCUUGUUAUGCAGCUUUAUACAAGGGAUGCAUCCAAGAACUGGAAGCUAGCUGGAUCUGAUGGAGGCUGCCAAUUGACAACUAAGGAACCAGCAGCAAAUGCUGUUCUAUUGGAUUAUAUUUCAUCCAAGAAGUGGGAGGAUGUGGUAGACUUUGAUGACCACCUUGAUGACAUUACCAAGGACUGGCUGAAUCCAGAACUCUUCAAGUAAGGUUGGCCCCAGACAUGCAUAUGGACCAGACGAAAUUUAAAUGUUAAUGAUUUGGAUGAUCAUUGGCCCCGUGGUUGCCAUGACUAAGAAAAUCUUGCAGUGAUAUAUGUGUUAAAUUGUGAAGUUUCCCAGAUAAGGAACCCGAUAUUUUCUUCUGAGAAGUAGUACUGUGUUGGAGUUAAGAGUUUAGAAGUGGAAUGGCUGCCCCCUCUCCAUAAAUACAUCACUACUAUCUGUUUAAUAUCCUAUUUUCCUCAUCAAAUUGACUGGAUAUGUAGUUUGGUAGGUGAUUUCCUAAGAGUUCUUGUAUUGAUGCUAUAUCAUGUGAUCUGUUCUUCAUUGGAA
Messenger RNA from Populus nigra (black poplar), 1190 nucleotides. Its product is annotated as ER membrane protein complex subunit 8/9 homolog. Bases 237 to 845 code for a protein of 202 amino acids. Lineage: Eukaryota; Viridiplantae; Streptophyta; Magnoliopsida; Malpighiales; Salicaceae. Gene Ontology annotation, cellular component: EMC complex. The transcript is spliced from 5 exons. The record is from RefSeq and is a predicted model, not a curated record.